CUGAGAAAUUGGGAUUGCCAUAUUUGGAUGCACCACUGGACACAAUUGGUACAAGUUUUAAGCAUGGAGCUAAUUUUGCAGUAGGGGGAUCCAAGAUUAGUCCAAUCGUCCUUGUGGGUAGCAUGAUCCCUCUUCACCUCGGUGCCCAAGUCUCUGAGUUCUUACAAUUCAAGUCACGCACCAUUGCCCUCUCUCACCACCACCCCUCCAACACUACAAACAACCCACGAUUUGAAAGCAACUACCCAGAGCCGGAGGUUUUCUCAAAAGCUUUGUACACCAUCGACAUUGGUCACAAUGACAUUUCUUACAUUUUCUACAAUUCUUCGAUCCCUACCGUUGUCAACGACUUAUCCAAUUCUGUACAGCGGCUACUUGAGAGCGGAGCAAAGAAUUUUUGGAUACAUAAUACGGGGCCACACGGUUGCUUACCUGGCAGCAUCAACGGCUGCAAAAUGUUCUUUAAAGAAAAAUGUGAGUUAGAUGAGAAUGGUUGUGUCAAGAGGAAUAACAAACAAGCUGUGGAGUUCAAUAAACUAUUGAAGGAGGCUGUUUACAAGCUCAGGGCUAAGUACCCUCAUGCUGCUAUUACUUAUGUCGAUGUUCACUCCUCCAAAAACUAUCUCGUAUUCAAUGCCAAGAAGCUUGGUUUUACUGAUCCAUUCAGUUUCUGCUGUGGAACACCAAAAAUUUAUUGUGGAACAAGAAAUGAAACUGAUAAUAAACUCCUUGGGACUGCAUGUAGUGAUCCUUCAAAGUACAUUGUUUGGGAUGGUGUUCACUACACCCAAGCUGGUAAUCGAUUUGUUGCAAACCUCAUUAUGAAUGGCUCCUUUUCUGAUCCCCCCCUACCUCUUUCUGAGGCUUGUCACAAGGCUUAAAAAAAAAAAAAAACAGAGUCUCUCUCUAUUCAGAUUCACUUAUCUAUAUGACUCAUUGAUUGAUUUCAUAUACUUGCAAGAGAUACAUCAUUGGUGCUCUUUUACUCAAGCCAUACAUAUUGUUGUU
This is a messenger RNA of Camellia sinensis, 1008 nucleotides long. The record is from RefSeq and is a predicted model, not a curated record. Lineage: Eukaryota; Viridiplantae; Streptophyta; Magnoliopsida; Ericales; Theaceae.